Messenger RNA from Anolis sagrei ordinatus, 709 nucleotides. It is a transcript of the gene CZIB, whose product is annotated as CXXC motif containing zinc binding protein. NCBI's taxonomy places the organism in Eukaryota, Metazoa, Chordata, Lepidosauria, Squamata, Anolidae. The record is from RefSeq and is a predicted model, not a curated record. Gene Ontology annotation, molecular function: zinc ion binding.
GUCUGAAGCCUCGCGAUGUUUGAGAAGCAGCUGUUCCCGUUCCUCGCCGUGGCUGCUCUGAGGUACAGAAGCCUUUCGCCCUGCAUACUGUGCUUCGGAAACCCCUCUCCUCGCUUUCCCUUUCGCGCCAUGGGGAAGAUCGGGUUGCAGUUCAAGGCCACUUUGGAAAAUAUUACCAACCUCAGGCCUGUCGGGGAGGACUUUAGGUGGUACCUCAAGCUGAAGUGUGGGAACUGUGGUGAAGUUUCAGAAAAAUGGCAAUAUCUACGACUAAUGGACAGCCAUCCUCUCAAAGGAGGCCGGGGGAGUGCCACAAUGGUGCAGAAAUGCAAGCUGUGUUCCCGAGAAAACUCCAUAGACAUUUUGAGUCAUACAAUGAAACCUUACAAUGCUGAAGACAAUGAGACAUUUAAGACAAUAGUGGAGUUUGAAUGCCGUGGCCUUGAACCAGUUGACUUUCAACCAAAGGCUGGUUUUGCUGCCAAUGGUGCAGAGUCUGGCACACCUUUCAGCGACAUCAACUUGUUGGAGAAGGAUUGGAAUGAGUAUGAUGAAAAGAUAAAGGAAUCAGUUGGCAUCUAUGAAGUUACACAUAGGUUUGUGAAAUGCUGAAACUUUUUUUUGUUUUGUAAGAAAUCCUUUUCUAUAUUGCCAUGUUGUUCAAUUUAUUUGUGUACGAUCUGCAAUAAAGUUAUAUACUUUCUACUUC